Cinara cedri is the source of this 2877-nucleotide messenger RNA. The record is from the annotation of a GenBank genome assembly. Lineage: Eukaryota; Metazoa; Arthropoda; Insecta; Hemiptera; Aphididae.
AUGACAAAGAACGAUGAACAUUUGAUGAAUCAAAGUCUAGGUAAAUAUAAAUACAUUUUUUUAAAUUUAAUUUAACAUAAUUUAAUACCAGUUGUUUGUAGAAACUCUGAGUUUAGAAGGUUCAGAAUCAUUCUAUAGUAUUGAACAGAAUCAAUUAAUUGGCAAAUUUAAUAAAGGUGCUAUUAUAGAAGAAUCUCUAGCAAAAGCUCUUAACGAAGAACUCAGGAGAAAAAUUAUCAAAUUAUCAUGUUCUCAAAAAGCUCAGUUUCAAAGUAAAUUUAUAAUUGAAAAUAGUAUUGAUAUUUUAUUUUGAAAAUGUAUAUGUUGUUUCCCUGAAAAUGUAGCUCCUGGUGUUUGUAGAAUAUGUUUACAAUCCGACUUGGACGAUUCGAAUAAAUGUCUUACUCCUUGCUCUUGUCGUGGAAGUAUGUCCAAAGUGCAUAGAAUUUGUUUGCAAACAUGGCUCACGGAAGUACAAUCUAACGAAUGUGAAAUCUGUAAAUUUAAAUACAAAACCAAGAAGAUCGCAAAGUAAUAAUAUCCGAUACGCAUUCCUAUUGACCAUAUUACGCGUUCACAAUUGUAAUCAAAUCCAACAUCAAUAAUACACUUAUACCAUUACCAGAUAUAUUACGAUCGGCUAUCAUAAUAUUACACAGAACUGUUUAAACGAAAUGCAAAAACCUGUUUACACAUUGAUUUACACCGAUUGUUCACAACCGUUGGAGUAUUUAACCGUGAGAACCGUAAAAUUAAAUCUCCACACGGACAAUAUAAUCUAAUAAAAUAGCCGAAUAAAACAAAAAUAUACUACAUGUUUAAUAUUAUACGAUAUGCCCAGCAGUAAAUUACGUACGAGGUCUGGCUAUUAAAUAACGAUACUGAUUAUGAAAAAUGGUUUUAUUUUGAAAAUUAUUCCACAACCAAAUGUUCCCCUUCAAUAUACUCUCCUCCUCUCUUCACACACCGUUUCAUUCGUUUCUUCCAUUGCUCGAGGCAGUGCUGGAAGUCUGUUUUCGUAAGACCAUUCAGGUGUUCCGCCGAUUUUUGUUUCACCUCUUCCAUCGACUCAAACCGGAUUCCUUUUAAGGCAGACUUUAUCGUCGGAAACAAGUAAAAGUCGCAGGGUGCCAAGUCGGGUGAGUAAGACGCGUGUUCGAGUACUGGAGUGCCUUAAGCGGCCAAAUAACGCUUCACAGACAGCGCGUUAUGGGCAAGUGCGCUAUCCUGGUGCAAGAUCCAUGACUUGUUUUUCCACAAUAUCGACCGUUUCUUACGAACUCAUUCGCGCAAUGCUGCCAAAACUGUCAAAUAGUAAUGUGGGUUCACAGUUUCACCCUCUGGAAUCCAUUCAAUCAUCACGAUGCCGUUGAUAUCGAAGAAAACGAUCAGCAUGGUUUUAAAUUUGGAUUACGACUGAAUUGGAUUCCGGUGCACUCUCGACCUUCGGAAAAUAAUUUAUGUCACUCAAAAACACGCGCCGAGAUAGGAAAUCCUCACUAUAGGCCUCUUUUAACAACUUACAGCACUCAGUUGGAGUUUUUUUUAGUUUAACGAGAAAAUUUUACGUUUAUCCGUUGCUCGUGUUUUUCGUCACACGUCGUUUUCGGCAAGAGAAAAAAACAUGUUCGUUUCUAAACGCUACAGAAAAAAUACUAAUGCACCAACAAAAACCCAAUUUCGUACUGGCAUAAUAGACACUUCCAGCUAACCAGCGCUGUAUUCGGUUUUCCCCUAACCUUUUUUGGACGCUCUCUGCGCGCGCAGUCUCGUUGUUUAAUAGCCAAACCUCGUAUCAUAUUAAAUUUGUUCAACUCAAUGUACAUAAUUAUGUGUGAAUUUCACAAUAUGCCUGCCCAAUAAUGUUAAUUACAAUCGUAUAAUUAUAACGCCGUAAGCAUUAAUAAUAGUAUGCACCGAAUGUGGAGGUGACAAUAAGGAAUAAUUCAUGGUACAUGAAGAGGUAUACACCUCUAUUUGUAUCUAUUUGUAUCAUGUAAGAGAUUAACGUGGAUAUUUCGCUUAUCAGAUAUUCGUUGAUUGGCUCAAUAAAAGCAUGGUUAUGCAGUAGUGAGAGACGAGAAGAAAUCAAGGAACUGGUACACGAUGGAUUUGUGUUAUUAAUUGUGGCUCCAACCCUGAUAUGCUUAUCGUACGUGGGAUUUUGCGUGACGGACAAUUUGCUGACCUCACAAAUACCGGUAAAUAUAUUAUUGUUGUUUGUGUUUUUUUCAUUCAAACGGGCAACACCCAAUUAAACGUAAAUGCAAUCGAAUUUAAUUGUGUACAGAUUGCUGAAUGUCCCAAUGGACUUUAACGGUUUUGCCCACGGAUGUUAUUAUAUCAUUGAUAUAUUAAUAUGUCAAAAUAUAAAAUAUCUGUGGUUGUAACCCCUCAGUGGCGUAUCCAUUAAAUACAACACUGCACCCUUUAGAACAAUAGGAUUCUGUUUUAUCGACAUAUCAAAUAUCCACGGCAUAAAUACAUUGCACGUUUGUACCAAUCAACUGGUGUGGGGUGGGAGGGCACAAUAUUAUGUUUUUAGACUUGUUGUUGCCAUUAGUCCUGAUUUCUCGAUUACGUCACGUUAAGUGUCAACUUCAGUAUUUAACUGGCAUAUAGAUAAUAAAUGAAUUACGUGUGAUUUUAAUAAUGUUAACAUAUACAUAUCGUCCGUUUUAGGAUACUGAUCCGCUGCUAAGUCGAGUUUUGGCAUUUACUGCAUGCACAACAAUAAUGUGUACAGAUUUUAUGGCUACAUUAUGGUCUUUUUGUCGAGCACAACAUCAUUUGGCGUGCUGGACUAAUUUCUAUAAUCGAAGUCAAGAAGUGAUUAUCGUCAUUGACCCGAAAUUUUCAGAAAACGAAAUAAAUUAA